Molecule: messenger RNA, 972 nt
Organism: Hypoxylon fragiforme
Lineage: Eukaryota; Fungi; Ascomycota; Sordariomycetes; Xylariales; Hypoxylaceae
Exons: 3
Coding region: 92-799 (235 amino acids)
Source: RefSeq, a predicted model, not a curated record
CAUCAAAGUCGUUCAGUUAGUCGUUAACUAGGCAGUCAUACCAAAAGUUAUAUACAUUUUUUACUUUACCAUCCUAUUUACAUUCUCCACCAUGCGUCAGUCUAUCCUUUUCGUAACUUCAUUCGUGGCAGCCUUCGCCGCUGGGAAGGACAUCACCUAUGACUGCGAGCAGACGCCCGAGAUCUGCCUCAACACCUGCUGGGCCAUCAAGUGCAUGAAGUUCCCCGCGGUGCUCGACGGAGGGAACCAAAAGGACGCCGCAGCCUCGGCGAAAUACGGCGAUACCAACCGCCGAGCCUGGGGUUACGGCUCCAAGCCUUGUGAAAAGCAUGACUGGGCCUGGACAACUCCGAGUGGGCAGGCAGCGACCUCGCCUGACGAGUACCCCUAUGCCUCGUCUGCCUCGGGAGGAUUGCAGACUUCCUAUGGAUAUGUUCAGUUGCGUUGUGUUCCGUCCACUGAGCAGAGCAAGCAAGGGGCUAAGGUCAAGGGGAUCGGAACCUCGAGCGACAAAUGGCAGACCAAGUGGGAUAACAUCAGCAAGCUAUCCCAGGACUGGUGCGGUCCCAACCCGACAUGCCAGAACGACGGCCACCAGUUUACUUCGACGGGGAAGAACGGUCCGUUCAGCGAGGUUCCUAACCCAAAGAAGGUCCGCGACAUCGCAAGCUACUCCGAGGAUGGAAACUCUGCCUGGGUUACCAUGCGUGGUGAUGAGCCUGUUGAUCCCGAGGAGGAGGAGGGGGUUGAAGAAAAGCGUGAUGCCAGCAACUCCGUCGGGGUUCCGUUCCAAGCUUAAGUGCGUGGAAGUCGUGUGCUUUGUAGCCAGAGAAGGCUGCACUCAUCAAAAUUGGGGUAAGGGGGUGGCAGAGAGAGAUUAUCAUCUGCUUUGACUAGGUGCUUAGGUACCAACUAACUGUAUACUAUCAUUGAGAAUUCACUUCCACAUAUAGAUAUUUGAUUAUUUAUGGG